UUCCCCUCCUCUUCUUUCUCUUAGUCGUUAAGCAUCCCCUCCCUAUCACCACCACUAUAUCACAAGAUCCCUCGGGAGCUGCUCUGCAACGGGACGCCAUGGAUGUCUUCUCUCGGUCUCCUUCUUCAUCCUUUCGAUCUUCUUCCUUCUCUUCUUCGUCUCCUUCUUCCUCUGCCAGGCGAGGGAGUCAGAGCAGAAGCAACCGGGGCACGGCCUCUAAAAUAAUCGAAAGGGUCAUCUGUGCCACCCUCACCUGUGUCUUUGCAGCAGUUGGUUCGCUGGUAGGGGCGAUCACAGGAGCUCUCAUCGGCCUAGCCACCGAGAGCGGCUUACUGCGAGGAGCUGGAAUCGGAGCUAUCUCCGGGGCGGUUUUCGCUAUCGAAGCUGUCGAAUCAUCUCUCGAUCUGUGGAACUCCAGGGAGUCCGGAAUUUGGAGCCUUCUCUAUGUGAUCGACAUACUCUGUAGCCUCUUGAGCGGAAGAAUUGUCCGGGAAAAGGUCGACCCAGCGAUGCAGAGCGCAGUACAGAGUCAGAUGAGUGCUGCCGAUCUACCUUCCAUAGAUAAUUUCGAUCUUUUUGCGACCGAUAGUACCGGAGGACUGGCGAUGGAUACGGUGGAGAAUCUCCCAAAGACCAACAUCACCGCCGAGAAUCUUGAAGCUGCAGGGGAGAGUCUCUGCUGCUCGGUGUGCCUACAGGACUUGCAAGUUGGAGAAACAGUGAGGAGAUUACCCCAUUGUCACCACAUGUUCCAUUUGCCGUGCAUCGAUGCUUGGCUCAUCAGGCAUGGAUCAUGUCCGCUUUGCAGAAGGGAUAUCUAGGUUCCUUUCCCUCUGUAAAUUCCUAGACUCGAGUGAGAUGUAUCAGUAGUAGUAGUAUAUCGAUACUCCACGGUUCUUCUGCGUAUUGUUACUUACGUUUUGUUGUCACACAUCCUUGUGGAUUGUGAUUUGUGUCUCUACUCAUUUUACGAGAUAUAUUAGUUCAUUUUGGACA
This is a messenger RNA of Musa acuminata subsp. malaccensis (wild Malaysian banana), 996 nucleotides long. RefSeq names its product NEP1-interacting protein 2. NCBI's taxonomy places the organism in Eukaryota, Viridiplantae, Streptophyta, Magnoliopsida, Zingiberales, Musaceae. The record is from RefSeq and is a predicted model, not a curated record.